AUGAUGGCCAUCCUGUCCAUGCUUCUUCCUCUUUAAUGAGAUGUUGUAUGGUUUUUUUACUUGUACGAUUUUGGUUGGAACACUAGAAAGACAAAAUAUGUUCUCCUUCCUCUUUCAUCAGUUUCUGCUUUUGGCAAUAUCACAGAAUCUAGCACAAUUUCAAGACCCUCUCCAUGACUCGGAGACUUUAGAGGGAGGGAGUGAGUCGUCGUCUAUUAGAUAAGCGUAAAAAAAGAAAAACAAAAGGAGAGAUAUAUAUAUAUGUGAAUGUCCUGCGAAAUUUACAACACCCGGCACCCCCAUCCGUCCGUCCGUCGUCGUCGUUGACGGUUGACCCCUUUUCCGCCAUAAAAUCCGUUUCUGCCAUUUUUUUUGGGUUGCAUCGAAACCAUCCUUGUUUGCUUGGGAGAGAUGAAGACUUCCUCCUCCUAGGUGUUUUUGAAGAUCCUGGCGUCUUUCUCUCCUAGACCUCAAAGUUACCACCUUUGGAUCUGAUGGAAUCACAAUCUCAGAGAUCUUCUGAUGACAUGGAUAGGGAUAGCAAUUCAAUCCCAUCUUCGGCGUGUAAUCUAUGCGGAAGAGUUGUUCAAUCUGCCUCCGAUGAUCUUGAAAUCUUUAGCUUAUGUGUAGAUUGUAAGUUUUUGUUGCUUGAAGAUUUCGGCACCCCUGCCCCUCCCCCCCUGCCCCGGAGGCAGACUCCUAGUAGUAGUAGUAGAAGAAGAAGGAGGAGGGUGAUGAUGAGAAGGACAAGUAGAACUAGGCACGACAGCUCUGAGUCUGUCGGUGAUCUUUCCACCCAACAACAAUUCACACACUUGAUAAGCAUCGCAAGACAAAGCCUUUCAACUGUUCAUGCUAGUGAUGACCAGCGAACUAGCUCCCAUACCACUGCUACCGGUUCGACUAGAUGGCCACUUUUCUCAGAAUCUGAAAGUGAAGAUUUUGGCAACUUUGGCGAAACCGAUUCAAACGCUAGUUUUAGCCUCUACAGAUUUUCCCAUGGUGGUGAUAAUAAUGAUGCCAUUUCUUUUAGUGCUUACGGUGGUGGGGAGUCUGAUGAUGCUUCCACGGACAGGCAUCCGGAAAUCUUUGUUCCACCAGACGACAGGAGCGAUAUUGACUUUGACACUGAUAUAGACCCGAUGCAUGCUGGUCUUAACCAGUGGAACUCUGACGAAGACGACAGGGAAUGGGACCAAGGAGCGGGUCCAUCUCGAACACGGUACCGAAAUUAUUUGGCAAGUCCAAGUGAGAGCUACAGCUCCAUGACUCGGUUUGAUUCACCUGAGUUGGAGAGAGGGUUUCGUCAAAGAAUUCUAGAGAGGAGGCAGGCGCUAUCUCGCAACAUCUUCACUGGUUUGGAGGAUAUGGAGUUCUCCCCUUAUGCUGCAAAUGUUGAUGAUUAUCUUGAUGAGAGGGGCUUUGAGGAACUGCUUGAGCAACUUGCCGACGCUGACAAUUCCAGAAGAGGUGCACCACCUGCAUCGGUGACUUGCGUCAGGAAUCUUCCAAAGGUUGUCAUUGCAGAGGAGCAUGUAAACAAGGGACUAGUCUGUGCUAUCUGCAAAGAGCUUUUCACCCUCCGCAAUGAAACCACGCAGCUUCCGUGUCUACAUCUAUACCAUGCUCAUUGUAUCGUACCUUGGUUGAAUGCCCGUAACUCUUGUCCGCUCUGCCGUUACGAGCUCCCAACAGAUGAUAAAGAUUACGAGGAGGGAAGGCAGAAUGUACUGGAUGUGAGCGAGGAUAGCUCCUCCUCUGAUGCUGGCACAGACGCGGGAGAAGAGGAAUAUGUUGAGAGCGAGCCUGGUGUGAGCAGAGUUAGCAGAGGAAGAUGGCUGUUUCUGGCUGCUGCGCCAGUGGUGGGUCUGGUGGGCGUUGUGUUGGCAAUGUGGCUAAGCAACCCACAGAGGAGAGAUAUAGCAGUCUCUCAUAGCCAAAGGGGGAACAGAACCAGAAGAUGGCUGCCAUUUUUCUGACUGAUACCCACUUCCCUUGUAACUCUAGAAUCUCUCAGACCCUAAAAGAUACUUGAGUUUUUUUAUCUGCUGGUUAUUGACUUCUAUUGUUUCCACAUGUUAGUUUAAUUGAAGUUUAACCAAAGUUGUGCUGUGUGUCGUGUGUUUCAAAUAAAUAUUACUUGAUAUA
Camelina sativa (false flax) is the source of this 2148-nucleotide messenger RNA. RefSeq lists its product as uncharacterized. Gene Ontology annotation, molecular function: ubiquitin protein ligase activity. Gene Ontology annotation, cellular component: nucleus. Lineage: Eukaryota; Viridiplantae; Streptophyta; Magnoliopsida; Brassicales; Brassicaceae. Gene Ontology annotation, biological process: ubiquitin-dependent protein catabolic process. The record is from RefSeq and is a predicted model, not a curated record.